UAGACAAGUUGUGUACUCUUAGACAAUUUCAGUUUUGUCUUAUCUGAAAAGUUGAAGUAGUAUAUGUAUAUCCUUUGAUAACUUCAAUGAAUUAUAAUCAAUUACAAGAACGGAUAAAUUUAUUAUAUAUUGCUGAAAUCAUGUGGGAUAGACAACUUUAAGAGUGAAGUCGGGUGGGAUAGAUGACUUUAAAGAUGAAGAUGUAUUGGGAUAGACGACUUCACCUUUAAAGUCAUCAACAUAAUCGAUUACCUGUUCUUAUAAUCAAUUACAAUUCAUUGAAUCAUUGAAGUAGUUUAGGAGUGCUGUUCUCAUAAUCUUGAAUCAUUGAAGUAGUUUAGGAGUGCUGUUCUCAUAAUCGAUUACAAUUCAUUAAAAUAGUUUAGGAGUGCAUGACUUUAACAGUUCAGGUGCAAGAAAUUGUUGGAGGUUUACACGACUUGUUAAUUUUCAUAAUUUUCUUAAAAUAUACCUAUUCUGAUAAUAUAGAAGAUAAAUUUGCCUAUUUUCCAAAAAGAACAGGAAGAAAUGUCUUCGAGAAUUGUAGUGAUAGUUUUUGAAGAAAAGAUACAGAAUUCUUCCCAAAAUUGGUUGAUCUGGUGGUGAUGUCAGAAAUUUCAAUUCCUUGCAGCCAACUUUGGCACACCCAGAAUUAACUACGAAAAAUAUCAGCAUUUUGGUAAUUCCAUUUCAUGUUGUUUGUUUAUGAAAGUUAUAUAUUUUUGCAAACCGGAGGCGUGAACGUGAACAGUCAAAAUAACUGAAGUAGGAAGAAGGACAUAAAAGGAACGAAUUACAAUUUGGUAUUUUUGAUGCCACCUACCAAAUAUUUCGUGUUUGUUCCCAUGGAAAACUUAUUGAUACGUAAAAUUUAUUUAUAAAAUCUCACACAGUAAAACAAAUGUUUUUGUUUUCUAUUUGAUGAAAAUCACGAGUUAUGGCAUACUGAAGUUUUAUGGUAUAUUUAAAAGUUUACCAAGACAUAUCAUAUAUUGUCCAAGUGGAAAACAAAACAUAAUCAGUCAGUAAUUUAAAUCCAAGUUUCGAAGAAAGUUAUGUCCCACACUCAAGGGCCAUCUCGAAAUUACGUGUACUUCUCAGUAGAAACCAACGCCAAAAGUGAACUGCAGCUUGAACAUUGCAUUCAGUCUUCGAUAACCGAUAUACUAUGACAAAUAUCUCAUAUAAAGAUAUUCUAGCACAGGGUAGAAGCAAAAGGAAUCGCAGAUAGAAUUAUAAAAAUGACCAACCAGGAAAUAAAAAUGAAAAGUAGCUGAACAAACAAAAACAAGAAGACAAUAAUUUCCUUAAAUUUAGUGAAUUUGAUUAAAUAAUUGAAAAGAAAAAGAAUACAGAGGAUGCUGAUAGUUCACAGGCACAUGGAUUGCUGAUAUCGUCACUUUAUCGUGGAACACCACAAUAAGUUCAAGGAAAGAGAAAAACUUAAGUUGUUGGAGUUUGACUAUUCCUUGACCACUGGUUGCUUGAAAAACGAUUCAAAAAUUAUCUAAAUAAUAGUAUAGAUUAGUUCAACAACUGUUAGAGUUUAAUAGCAAAUAGCUAUGAACAUUCAAUAGCAGAAUCUUUAUUAUUCUCCUGCUACGUGAGAGUCGGUAAGUGCUGUGAAUGCCUGUAAAUGGAAUACGGAACUUGAUUUGUGCUGUGCAUGUGUAUCAAACAGACACCAGAAAAUAUUUAAAUAGGAUUUAUAUAUUUUAGCAUUCUUUCAUGCACAUGGAAGGAAGUUAUAUAUCAGUGCCACCUAAAUUUUAUUAUGUUCUUGUAUAUUAAUUCUGACAAAGAAGUAUAGUUCUAUUUCAUUCUUAUUAUUUAUAUCUUUGAGUUUGAAGCACUUCUGAAAAGAAACAAAGCUGAUAUAUACAUCUACACAGUGACGGUAAAAUCAACCAAAAAUUAUUCUAUUUUUAGCAAACAAUAUUUUCAUUCUUAUAUACACUUACUGUGUCCUUGGUUCCAUCAUCUUACAGAAAAUGUAUGGAUUCUGCGAGGAAGGUUCUGUUUACUUAUCCUGUGGAAUUUCUACUCUUACCCAGUGAAAAUGUUAGGUCCGAGACUUUAUUACAUCACUAUUCGACAAGUGUGUCGUUAUCCUAUGUUUCCAACCAACGUACAUUUCCCAUACACUCACCCGUCCGAUUUUCAUCAACGCUUCAGAUUCGCUGCGAUGUUUCUCCUGGAGAAAAGCAGAAAGGAUGAAGCUUCGGUGCGGGGACUUGGAAAUUCGAUCGAAAAGCAAAGGAACUGGGUAGUUGCUGCUAUAAUUCGCCCUCCGAUCUAAAAUUCAUAGCAAAAGUUUCUAGAUUUUGCUAUCUGGAUUUGCUUUGCGCUUAACCUUACUAGAAGAACGAUGGCUCAGAACAGUGUUGUGAACGGAAUUAGGGCGAUGCUGGAGGGGGCAGAGGCUGCCGUAACUGAGGAGUGUUGCAUCUACAGAGUGCCCUCUGAUAUCCGCAAACUCAACGAAGAGGCGUACACCCCAAAGGUUGUUUCUAUAGGCCCUUUUCACCACAAUAGCCCUCACCUCCAGAACAUGGAAAGACACAAACUCAUUUACUGCAAGGCUUUUCUUGAACGAUACCAAAUAAGUUUGGAGAGCUGGAUCCACUACAUAGAAAGGGUGGAGCCCGAAUUUCGAAGUUGUUACUCAGAGACCCUUCACUUCACCAAGGAGGAACUGGUGAGGAUCAUCUUUGUGGAUUGUGGUUUUAUAUUUGAGCUGUUUUGGUGUAUCUUUUAUGAAGAAUGGUUGGGGAAGAAUAUCAGCUUUCUCAUGAAACAUUUGUUAGCUACUAAUAUAAGAUUAGAUCUGUUGCUGCUUGAGAACCAACUUCCCUUUUUUGUUCUUGAAAACCUCUUCAAUCUCUCCUGCCCCUCUGCACCUGCCGCUGCUCCUAACAGAAAGAUCCCUUCAUUUCUUGAGUUAACCUUUGACUAUUUUAUCUAUUACAAUAGAUCCAAAUUGACAUCUCAAAAUAUUCGCAUAAUGCACUUCACGGAUCUCAUCAGAAUAUUUCACUUGCAAUACCCUUUGCAACACCCUUUGCAACACCGGGUUCAGACUGAUGAAACAAUAAUACAUCUUCCUAGUGCUACUGAGUUGUCAGAGGCAGGUGUGGAGUUUAAGGUGAACACGCAAAGUGACUGCUUACUAGACUUGAAAUUUUCUGGACGGGUUCUUCAAAUACCGCAGUUGAAAGUGGAAGAUUGGACUGAACGUUUGUUCCGCAAUAUGGUGGCUUUGGAGCAGUGUUACUAUCCUGAACAAUCCUAUAUUACAGAUUAUGUUGCUAUAUUAGACUUCCUUGUAAACACCAGCAGAGAUGUGGAUUUACUUGUUCGAAAGAGAGUGCUGGUGAACUGGCUAGGGGAGAGUGAUUCUGUGGCUAGCAUGUUUAAUGGUCUUUGGAAAAACAUCACACAUAUAAAUUUCAAUUACCAGUACUUUCUUCUCUGCAAAGACUUGAAUGCUUUUUGUAGAAACCCUUUUAAUAAAAUGAAGUCCACUCUGAGGCGAGAUUAUUGUAACACUCCUUGGCAAACUGCUGUUUCCAUUGCUGGAAUUGUUCUCCUUUUUCUCUCUUUAGUUGAAGCAGUUUGUUCUAUCUUGCAAACAGUUCGGCCAUAGAAUAUGUUGAGUCAUUUUCUCUGGAAAUGUUUGGAUGGUUUUCUUAUCUAGAUGUUGUAACAGAUUGAUUUAAUCUUUUGAUGAUUUCUUCAUCACGAUUGGGAUGAUGGAUAUGCAUGAAGUUCAGUGCUCUUCUACCAGACUGUGCUGCAAACUAUGAUUUAAUGAUGCUAAUUCUCUCA
Molecule: messenger RNA, 3828 nt
Organism: Vigna radiata var. radiata (mung bean)
Lineage: Eukaryota; Viridiplantae; Streptophyta; Magnoliopsida; Fabales; Fabaceae
Product: UPF0481 protein At3g47200
Exons: 2
Coding region: 2369-3646 (425 amino acids)
Source: RefSeq, a predicted model, not a curated record